AUGGACAACGGCAUUAUAAGUAACCCCGAACCCCCAUCAGGUGCGGACGACCCGCUUGUAAACGCGUCGACGCAGCAGCAAAACGCUUCCACGACUGCAGCUGUUCCCGAAGUGGUUGCAUCUGUUACUGAUGCUCCUCCUGAAGCCACGACUGCAGCUGCUGCAGCGGUAGCAGCGACUGACGCUACAACCGUUGAUGCGAAUAUGGCUGGACCAGACGCUAAAAGCAAUUUUGAAGUUCCAGUAGGCGGUGAAACUAACUCUCGUGUCGGCGAUGAAACCAAGUAUGACGGUGAUGCUAAGGUCGAUGCUAGUACUGUAGCUGGCCUAGUAGUGCAUGACCCGGCUAGUACCGGAGAGAAGACCGAUACCGGAAAUAAUACCGAUGCGGCUGCUGUUGAAGCGGAUGCUCCGCCAAAGACCGAUACGGCUGCUGUUCGGGAUAAAGCUGACGACAACUCUAACCCCGGUAAGGCGGGUGAUAAUGAGCCUCAGGCUGAGGCCGACGCUGCAGUCACUGACGAUCCGUGGGCUGUAGACAUCGAUCCACCCGCAACAAUCGUCGAACCGGCCGUUACAUCUGUCCCACCAGCCGCUACACAGGGCGUGGAUGGCGGGGAGGGCGAAAAGGAUGGAGAAGACGGGGACGUGGAUAUCAUGGAUGUAGAUGGCAGUGCGCCGGUCGCCGGAGGUGGUGCGUCGCUUGCCGGAGGUGGUGCUUCGAUGAUACAAGGGAAUAAGGAUGCUGCUCCUGCUGGUGCUGUGUUCUUGGGGCGUCUCGUUCGGAAGAGCUUCGGCGGCGUGCCGUACCUUGGGAGAGUGUUCCACUACGACCGCAAGGAGAAUUGGUACAAGGUUCGCUAUGAGGAUGGUGAUGCGGAGGAUCUGGAGGUAGCUGAGGUGGAGCGGUUGCUAUUAUCGGAAGAUGAAGAGAAGGCUGCUAAAGCGGACAUCGAGACCUGCGAGGGCUAUUUUGCCAGCGGAAACGGGAGUUACCCAGGAGAUGAUGCUGAUUGGUCCGCGUCAGGCGAUUGGGGGGCUGGUGGUAUGAUGGGGGAAGGAGAUGGAUGGAUGAUGGGAGCACAUGGGGCGCAUGGAGUGGUUGGGAGGGGUAAUGGUGUGGCGGAAGCGGUGGUUCCAGGGCCAGGCGCGAAGGUGGUGGGGAAGAGCGUGCUUAAGGAUUUUGAAGGAGUGCUGACUGAGGGGAAGAUUACCGCGUUUGAUGAAGAGACAAAGAAAUACACGGUGGAAUAUGAAGGCACGGAGCAUUCAUUGCUAGAAGUGCUGGUGUGGAAGGGCGUGGAGAGCAUCUUGGUGAUUGGAGAGGAGAACUACAUGCCAGAGGAGGAUAUGGAGGACGAAGAGGAGGCGAUUGAGGAGGAUAAGUCAGGGGAGAAGGUGGUUCCUCCUGUGGUAGAAACUCAAGAACCAAGGGUCGUUGUGGGAGGGGCUUUAGGCGUGACUGAAGCAGCGGCGCCUCAGGUGGAAGCAGCGGCGCCUCAGGUGGAAGCAGCGGCGCCUCAGGUGGAAGCAGCAGCGCCUCAGGUGGAAACAGCAGCGCCUCUGGUGGAGAAAACAGCACCUCAGGUGGAAACAGCAACACCCCAGGUGGAAACAACAGCACCUCAGGUGGAAACAGCAGCGCCUCAGGUGGACACAACAGCGCCCCAGGUGGAAACAGCAGCAGCUCAGGUGGAAACAGCAGCACCCCAGGUUGAAUCAACAGCACCCCAGGAGGAACUGACAGUAUCUCAGAUGGAAGUAACAGCGUCACAAAUGGAACUGACAGCGUCUCAAAUAGACAUGGCUUUUGAGGCGACUCGUAUGGAGGGGAUGGAGUCACACAACCAGCAGGCAACUGAUAUGGAGGGGACAGUAUCACAUAUCAAAGCAGCUCAUAUGGAGGUGACAGAGUCACAAAUCGAGGCAGCUAAUAUGGAGGUAACAGAGUCGCAGAUUGAUGAAACCGCGUCGCAGUUUGAGGUAACCGCGUCGCAGAUUGAGGUGGCGAAUGCAGUGAUGGAGGAGAUGGGGAUGGAUGAGGCGACUGUGGUUGUGGCCACUGGAACAACUUCUGAGCAUUCUGGCAGUUAA
Molecule: messenger RNA, 2094 nt
Organism: Closterium sp. Yama58-4
Lineage: Eukaryota; Viridiplantae; Streptophyta; Zygnematophyceae; Desmidiales; Closteriaceae
Source: the annotation of a GenBank genome assembly